Molecule: messenger RNA, 2530 nt
Organism: Dromiciops gliroides (monito del monte)
Lineage: Eukaryota; Metazoa; Chordata; Mammalia; Microbiotheria; Microbiotheriidae
Gene: TOM1
Product: target of myb1 membrane trafficking protein
Exons: 15
Coding region: 81-1565 (494 amino acids)
Biological process (GO): signal transduction
Cellular component (GO): membrane; endosome
Molecular function (GO): ubiquitin binding; phosphatidylinositol binding; clathrin binding
Source: RefSeq, a predicted model, not a curated record
GCGGGUCACGUGACGGCUCCGCGGCCGUGGCGGUUGCUGUCAGCUGAUCCCUUGGUCUCGGAGGGGUGGCGGCGGCGACCAUGGACUUUCUCCUGGGGAACCCGUUCAGCUCCCCUGUGGGGCAGCGCAUAGAGCGAGCCACCGAUGGAUCCCUGCAGAGCGAGGACUGGUCCCUCAACAUGGAGAUCUGUGACAUCAUUAACGAGACAGAGGAGGGCCCCAAAGAUGCCUUACGAGCCCUGAAGAAGAGAAUCAUGGGCAAUAAGAACUUCCACGAGGUGAUGCUGGCGCUCACGGUCUUGGAAACCUGUGUUAAAAACUGUGGCCACCGCUUCCAUGUCCUUGUGGCCAGCCAGGACUUUGUGGAGGGGGUCCUGGUGAAGACUAUCUUGCCAAAGAACAACCCACCCACCACCGUCCACGACAAGGUUCUGAUGCUUAUCCAGUCCUGGGCGGACGCCUUCCGGAGCUCACCUGACCUGACCGGAGUGGUGGCCGUCUAUGAAGAUCUCAGGAGGAAGGGCCUGGAGUUUCCCAUGACGGACCUGGACAUGCUGUCCCCCAUCCACACGCCCCAGAGGUCCGUGUAUGGCUCCGAGCCCCCACCAGGAGAGAGCUCAUCAGUAACGCAGUCCAGCCAGCGUACAAACGCCCUGCAGCAGGCCGCGCCCCAGCCAAAUGUGCCGUCUGCCCCCGACGACGCUCCCAUGACGCCAACGCCAGAGCAGAUUGGGAAACUCCGCCACGAGCUGGAGGUGGUGAAUGGGAACGUGAAGGUGAUGUCAGAGAUGCUGACCGAGCUGGUGCCCGGGCAGGCCGAGCCCUCGGACCUGGAGCUGCUUCAGGAGCUGAACCGGACGUGCCGAGCUAUGCAGCAGCGAGUCCUCGAGCUGAUCCCUCGUGUCCUCAACGAGCAGCUGACCGAGGAGCUGCUCAUCGUCAAUGACAACCUCAAUAACGUCUUCCUGCGCCAUGAACGGUUUGAGCGGUUCCGAACAGGCCAGCAGAGCAAGGUCCAGAGAGAGGCGGCACCAGCGACCAAUCUGAUUGACCUCAGUGCGAGUCCUGCCUCCACUGGGCACCAGGCUGAAGCCUCCGGCACCCUCUCCUCUCAGCUCGCCGGAAUGAACCUGGGCGCUGGCAGUGUUAGCGCCACACUGCAGUCCUUGAACACCUCAGGAAAACUGGAAGAUGAGUUUGACAUGUUUGCCUUGACUCGGGGGAGCUCACUGGCGGAUCAGCGGAAGGAAGUCAAGUACGAAGACCCCCAGGCUAAGGACGGACUGGCCGGAGCUCUAGACGCCCGGCAGCAGAGCACCAGAGCGACCCCGGUCACCCAGGCCUCCCUCAUGGAAGACAUCGAGCAGUGGCUUUCCACCGACGUGGGAAACGAAGCAGACGAGUCCAAAGGGGUCACCAGCGAAGGUAAAUUUGACAAAUUCCUGGAAGAACGGGCCAAGGCUGCUGAGAGGCUCCCCACCCUGCCGAGCCCUUCAGAAGGGCUGCCCAGCUCCGCCUCCCAGAAGAAGAAGGACAAAGACGACGAUGCCCUCUUUGCCUUGUGAGCCCUGGGUUCGAGGGCUCUGCCCCCGAGGGGACUGGAGGCCCCUUUCCUUUUCCCUGCUAGGCCAGGGCCAGGACAGGGAGGCCUCCCAUGGCCUCUCCUCCAGCCUUGGGGUUUAGGCCGCUUUGGGGUGGUUUGUUAGCUUUUCUCCCAGGAGGUAGCUUGGCUGGACUGGGACUUGGCCAGCUGCAUGGAGGGGGGCUGGGACCUGGGCGGAUGGCCUGGUGUCAGGAGGGCAGGGUACUCGGCUGUCUUCUGCCCCCUCCCUCCCCUCCCCCUCCAACCACUACCUCUGCUGAAAGCCCCCCUGCUGCUUCCCUUAGUCUCCACCUCUAGGCUGACUCCUGUCUCAGGGCAACUCUCCCCCGGGUGGCUUCCUCUGCCCACCUGGCCCGCACGGGGAUCCCCACCCCAGCUCCCCCACAAGGAUGGGCAGGGCCAGCGAUGUCUCCAAGCAUCCAUCCCCUGUCAGGCUUAGGAUGCUGCUCCAAGGUCCAGCCCUGGGACGAUCAGCCCCCCUUUCUGCCGGGCCCCAGGAAUGCUGCACGAGGUACCACUUCCUCCUCUCCCAGGCUGGCCCUGGGCCCUGGGCCCACAAACCCAGAGAGGCCCACACGGGCCCCUUUCCAACUGCACAAAAUCCAGCCACCAGAGCCCACAGGUGAGGGUACUGAGGGCCUGUGGAGCAAGCGCACCUUGAGGGGCGAGCCUGGGGCCCCCCCCUCAGCCCCCCGGGCCAGGCCUGACAGCUGUGCCUUAGAGCUCCCUGCUCAUCUGACACUCCCACCCCUACCCCACCCACCCGUGUCCCUGUUUUCCUGGGGAACGGGAGUUAACAUCAGGGCAAGGCCCCACGGAGCGGCCUCUUAAGCAACUGAGAACACAUGUGCAGGAAGAACAGAGGAGCCAACCGUGGAACUGGGAGAUUGGCCUUUUAUAUAUGACUUAUUAAAGGUGGAAAAGCAA